AAGUCCGCGGACGCGCAUUUGAUAAUCUCAUUUUUUCGAUUUUUUUUUUCAACGACAGGGGAGUCAGCCAUGGCGGGGGCGGCCGGAGUCGGCGCGGGGGAGUUCAGUAGCGCCUGGACGCUAGCGGAGGCGGCGGCCCGCGAUCCGUUCCAUCUCGGACAGUUCUUCGCACUCCUCUGGGAAAACACCAGCGGGUACCUGCUGGCCGCCUGCCUGGUCUCGGUGGCCGCCGUAUUACUCAGCUGGGUGUACGUGGUCCGUGGCGCCGGACCAGCCCGUGGUCCGGACCAGAGGACCGGUGGUCCGGACCAGAGGACCGGUGGUCCGUCGGAGGACCGCUCCUCACCGGCGACUCGCUCUCCGACCAAGACCGGCCGCCACACCCCCUCCGCCGCCGCCGAUGACGCCGAUGACGGCGCUGAUGACGCCGACUCGGCCAGUGAGGGCAGCGCCGCCGCCGCCGCGGUCCCUCCUCCCCCUCCUGAGGAGGAGGAGGAGCUGUGUUCCUCUGAGGAGGGUGGAGGAGGGGUUCCUGACCUGGUGGAGAUGGCCCACCAUCUGCCGGCCAGGAUGAAACAGGCCGAGCUGAGACACAUCCGGCAGAAACUGCAGAGCGAUAUGACUGAGGAGCAGCGGCGCAGAGAGCGACAGGUGGAGCGGGAUCAAAUGACUGCCAUUAUGGAGCUGAUGCAGAAGAACAGCGACAAGUUCGGCUCGCCCUCGCUCGACGAUAUGCAGGCACAGCUCAAACUCUACAUGUGAGAGCCGUACGGAUACGCCGGGGACGACGGUUCGAGUCCCGGUGAGAGCUGAUACUUUAUCGAAGGUCGGGGAACAGGGAGACGAAGUGGGAAACAUUGACGAUGUUUGUGUGACUCUUCGGUCGAGCAGUCUUACACAACUGAUUGAUGUGAUUGUUAUUGUGUUUUGGGAAAAGCUGUUAGUAAGGUACGCGUUGGUACUUCCUUUGAAUUCCGCGGUUUUUAUUUUUUAUUUGGGAGCAUUGGCGAAGCUGCCUUCUAAAACAUACUAAAUUUUGACCAUUUUAAGUGCCGUUGUGUAUGGAAAGACCGUAAUUAUGAUGUGGCAUUCACGAGAAACCGUCCAACCAGGGCACUGAAUAGUUCAAGAGUUACUUCUCAGUUUGUGAGGCUCUUGGUAUUCAAAUUUCGUUGUCGCUUUUCCCGAGGCAUGCUACGUCAGUGUGGACAGAAGUGAUGUGAGUUUAGCCCCACCAUUUUGCCCCGUGGGGUAGCAAAAUAUCUUUAAUAUUUAACUGCGCGUCAGUGCCGACUUCCGACUAUACCUGAGCUAGUCAUUGACUCGAGGAGUUUCUGUCGGGGAACUCUGGGAGUGCUGUCCUUGUGACAUAGGAUACUACGUGUAUUGUUGGUUUGUGAGAGCAUCGUACGAAUAUGUGACACGUUAUCGUGCUCGAUGUAUGUGAUCUUGAAUAUUGAUGUUAUGAGUGAAUGUGGACAUUGUCCAAUAUUCAUUGCCAUUUAUGGAUAACGUUUUAGUAUCGCACUGUUAUUUAUCUUGCCUUGUGUCUCAUCCUGCGUGAUUCGGAGUAUCAGCAGCAUGUCACGAGGAAAAGACGUUGACUGGUUUACGUGAAUGUGCUUAUUGUGUUUUCCUUCCCAAGUGGCCACUGGCCAACUCCUUUUCCAACGCUUUUUCCCGGGUAGAUGAGGACCACUUUUUCUGCAACACACCCAUGAUGCGCAUUCGGUCCAUGUUUUGGGAACCAAACCCAUUUUCCUCCAUGUGUACUUUUAUCAAAGGUAAUUAUUUCUAUCAUAAACCGUUUUAUUGUAGUGGUGCACUCGUCAUUUAAUAAGAAUUCGCAGCGUAGUAGGCACGCUGUUCGCAGCGUAGUAGGCACGCUGUUCGCAGCGUAGUAGGCACGCUGUUCGCAGCGUAGUAGGCACGCUGUUCGCAGCGUAGUAGGCACGCUGUUCGCAGCGUAGUAGGCACGCUGUUCGCAGCGUAGUAGGCACGCCGUGAUCAUAGCUUGUUCAGUGCCGCGGUGUAUCACAGUCUCUUCCAUUUCCUUCCCACCAAUUGGUACACAGCUGAGCUUCAAUGGGUAACUGUCAAACCGUCUUCAGCUAGCCGGCCACGGAAAAUCCCGAGGCUUCUGUCAGAGGAGUGCGCGUAUGGUGACUGAUCUCUAGUUAUGUGCCCACUGCAGUGUCUGCCAGAUGCUUUGUCAUACAUAGUUAGUACCUAGUGGUUUUAGUCCGCAUAGUUGGAUGUGCAUUGCUCUAAACGACUAGGACACCUCUUCCAUGUAUUGAAGGCGCCUUCCUGCCAGAAAGCGUCGAUAGUAACUCUAUCCGCAAGCACUCGUGACUCUGUGCAUCUUUGUGUACAGCUGUAAACAAUAUAUUGUAUUUGUA
Amphibalanus amphitrite is the source of this 2402-nucleotide messenger RNA. Its product is annotated as matrix-remodeling-associated protein 7-like. Bases 70 to 762 code for a protein of 230 amino acids. Lineage: Eukaryota; Metazoa; Arthropoda; Thecostraca; Balanomorpha; Balanidae. The transcript has 5 exons. The record is from RefSeq and is a predicted model, not a curated record.